UUACACAAUUUUUCAAAACCAGUAUAAUCCUAACCGGAAGUGAAAUUCUCGUAUCCGGCGAACUUUUAUUAAUCCUGAGAACCGUUCGCAUCGAGUGUCAUUGAAAAUUCUGGAAAGAAUCGUAAUUUUACUCCCACAUCAAACGGCUUCGCUCAUGCGACGGGCGAAGUCUCUAGAAAGGCGAGGCAUUUUCUCAGUAUUUGUAAGUAUUUCAAAAGUGUGAACGCGUGAAAUGCAACAAUCGUUAUCAUUUUUGUCGUGGGUGGUUGAUAUAUAGUGAUCAAUCGCGUUUUAAGGAAGUUAGUGAGGUUCAAUCUCGAUGCAGCUUUAAGAGAGCAUUAAAGGGAAUAUCUCCGAAGCUUCACGAACGGUUUAGAGCUGCUGGAAACGGCAUUUUUUCGUACUCAACGCACCAUAACCUCCAAAUCUAACGGACUCGUAUGUAGUAUUUCGGGUAUUUUAGUCGAUUUAUUGUUUAUUUAAUGGUUAUACACCCGCAGCGACGGGACUCGAGUUGACUUGAAUCGAUUCUGCACGAGAUGCGAGCCAAAAAUUUCCUCAACGAUUUUGGAGCCACUGUGAGACUUUAAAAAUAAUUGAUUGUUCCAAGUGCAGAAAAACAAGGAGCAAAAAUGUAACAAUCAACAGACUUUGUUUUUUGUGAAUUUCCAAGAGUAGUGUGUCUCUCAAGUGUUUUGGCAGAGUGUUUGUGGCAAAAAGAGGAUAUAAAGUGUGAGUGUACAUUACAAAUUUUAAAAAGGAGUGUUAUCGCAGGUUUUGGAAACAGGUGUUAGAUUGUUUCGUUUGAGAUGAGCUGUUGAGUGAAAAGCUUUUGUUUUCUCUUUUGGAGAACGGCCUCUAACCUGGGGAUGAACAGUCUCGAGGGGUCGUCAGUCUAGUCAUCACAGUGGAGUUCUGCUUAAUCGCAGCCUCGGGAGGGGGUGGUCCAAUGUUGGUCCCUCCCGUGGCCCAAGGAGGGACAGGAGGUCGUCCCGUAGGUGACAUGGGGACAUCGAGGGGACAGCAGUCGUCGGCAGGAGCUACGACUUUGUGGCCCCUUGCACCUGCACAGUCCAAUCAAGCACCCGGACAGCAGUCUCAGGCAACUCCACCCCUAGCUGCCAGCCCUGCUCCUGCUCAUAAUCAAAGUGUGAACCGUUACGGACUGUAUUCGUUAUUCCCCGGGGGUGGCGGGGGCAGUUACGUCGCUGCCACCCCGGCCACCCCUGGACCACCAACUCCAGCGACAGCUCGAGCUUAUCACGCAACGACUCACAAGGUUUCAGAGAGCGUGUUCUCCGCUGCAGUGGGUGUGGGUGUGGGUGGAUACACCUGGGGGGCUCCCACGCCGCCUCCAGGCUCACCCUACAGCCCCGUUCCUGUGACUCAGCUCGAGCUUCUUGCCAAGAAUUUGGCGAGUCUUGCGGCACCCCCUGGACAACAGGCCCUCAGUCUCCAAGGGGUUGGAGCCGUCAAUGUGGGAAGCCUUCAUCAUGCUCAGCACACCCAGCACACCCAACAUACUCUUAACCUCACUGGACUUCAUCAUCUUCAUCACGGAAACUUUCUUUUUUCCUUGUUUCUUACUGGAGAUCAAACUAAAUCCAUAAAACCAAGUGGACUUCACCAAAGUACAUUUUCACCCCAGUUGUCCUUGGUGACAGGAAGUGCACCAACUCUGACGAUCAACAGCUUCUCUUCUCCGAAUUCGAACGGAGUCCUUUUCCAAGAUUACCAGUCACCGACUGCUUCCAACUCAAUAUGUUCUCCGUCGUUAAAUUCACCGACGUGUCCAAACAGUUCGAAUAACAAUUACAGCAGCAUUAACACACUCGUGGUUCAGGGAACACAAACCAGCAACAAUGUUGUUCAGGCCACCACGAAAAAGCGAGAGGCCUUCCUGCCGACCCAAGGACAACCUGUAAAACUGGAGAACAAAAAUAAGCAACCCUGCGUCUGCAGAAAUAGUAACGGUAAAACAAAAAUUGUGCACUCAGAUGCAGGGUGUAGCAGGACAUUGCCUGUCGUCUCUUCGUGGAACCAGGAGGCUUCCUCCUGCUUGAAUGUUGCUGAUAACUCCAAUUCGAACGGUUUAGUGAAAAGGGAACCACUCAAUACCGUUCCAUGUCAGGUUGCCGAGGUAUCGACUUCUCUUCAUUCCACGACAACGGCUGUAAAAAUUGAACCUGUGCCACCAAAGUCCGAGAAUGGAAUAGUACUUUCGAAUACAGGAGCAGGCGGCAUACCUGUUGGUAUCGCAUUAGCAAGACAAAGACUGCAGCAUCAGGAAACGUCCUCAUCGUCAAUGCGCAAUGUCUCCCUGAGUCAUCAUACUUCUCAUCAUGCGAGUUAUCAUCAUUUUCAACCCGACAGCUUCGGUUCAACCACGGCCAUGGCGAUGGGAGGUACCACGUUAGUGCACUGCGGCCCUGGAGGGGAGGAUCGCCCAUCCCACUUGGCCAUUCCUUCAGGAGGUGGACUGCCUCCUUCCUUCAACGCCGCCCUCGGCUCCAGCCUGAAUACCAACUUGGGGAACAUCGGUGCUGCGGCUGCUGCCGCUGCUGCUUGGCCGCCCACGCUCUGGCAGUAUCCUGCCGCCGCGGCUGCUGCUGCUGCUGCCGCCGCAGCAAUGCCUAUGGAACCAAUGGGAUUUCCUCAGGUAGGAGUCGGUUUACAAUUAGUUAGGGAUCCAACAACAGGGCAUCUUCUCCUCAUACAUUCUGCUGAACAAAUGCAGCAGGCUGUCGUGUGGCCAAAUUACCAGAAUCAUGCUAGCAACAAUGUGGGGCCUCCACCACUGCUUCUUCCACCACCACCACCGCCGCCACCUUCAUUGCAGUUUCUUAACGACAUUGGUGGACCUCGAUUGGUUCUUACUGAAAACAAAAGAAAACAACAAAGUGGGCUUCCGAUCGUAAAAAUCGAAUCUGAUUGCGGAAGCAGUCCAACAACCAUUAUUUGUACUAGCGCCGACUCUUAUCUUGUAGCAUCGACCGAGUCGUCGAAAGCUUUGCAGACAGUAUCAUCGAUGACUGGUGCUUUGGUACCUGAAAAUCCACUGGUUACAACACUUCAUUAUUAUCCGCACACACCAGCAUUGGUUCAAAUCAGUCAAGCAGAGCCCACACAUUGCAGGUCGCAGCGAAAUGCAUUUUUUUCGAAGGCGACAUCUCCGGUAUCCUGUUUGACGCCACCGCCGGAAGUUUCGAACCAUGCAAUCGAAGUUCCGGAAAUGACGACGAUUGAAGUCCAGGAUGCUUCAAAUCAGACCGAGGCAUCGGAAAUGGAUGAUGAGCUUCCACUGAUGGAGCCACUUCUCAAACAAGAACAAACUAUGAGUCCUUGUCAAAUUCAGACCUCAACAACGACAAAUCUCACCAAUUUUGAGAUUGUCUCGUCGCCGGAGAAGAUUUGCAAUGUCGUGAGAGUGACAACGACGAGUGUUAAUUUUGGAAAAGUCGACAAGGCUGAGAAUACGAUAAUUAAUAUGUCAGACUGUACCAAGUAUUCGAUUGCCAGGGACACAAGGUGUGUCACUUCCAUUGACAGGACUAUUGAACACGUUGUCAGUUGCCAUGAGAAGCGAGGUGAGGAGAUUUUGGAAGCUGAGUCCGAAAAAAAGGAGUCAGCAGAUUUUGAAGAAGGAAGGGUGAAAAGUGGACCGAGAAUUAUUGAGCUUACAGAAGAGAAUUGCGACAGUUUCCAUGAAAAUCUGGAAUUCUUCAGCAGGAGGAGGGACUACUCGACUGAGGCACGUCGUAAAUCUUAUUCCGCUGUGGAUUUAAUCGAUCAGAAGCAAGAAACCGAGGAAGGAUCAAAAGAAGUUGUUGAAAGCGAAACUCAGGAAGUAAAAGUUGCUGAAGAACCUCAACAAGUCUACCAGUCAGUAACACAAUCAGCAGAGCAACUAUCGAGUGCUAAAAACGAUGAACCAGAUCCGGAAGCGAUCGACGAAGGCGAGAGCAAUUCUCAGAUUAAAUCCUUUGACAUGCCGUCGAUUGAUGAUGAUCACGAAGUCAAGCAAGUGGUUGUCAAGGAAGAAAAGAAAGACACCAGUUUGUUGGAAACUAUCUCGAUUCCAAAAGAAAGUCCCGUCGAAAAGCGCAAGUGUCCAGAAGUUGUGAAGAAGUCUCCUGUGGAAAAGCACCAUCCCGGAAUCGAGAAUGUCGUCGAGAAGCUGAAGAAACAUGCAGCAGCUGUCUUCCAAGAUAAUGAGGCCAAGCUGAGGGAAGCUCAGGCCCAGAAACUCAUUUUGGAAUCACCGCAUAGACACGCCGAAGAACCUAGAAAGCUACAGAAUGGAUUGAAGAAGUUGAUUCUAAGAUCCUGUGAGAAUUCCUUCGAGAAAAUUGGCACACUCGAUCAUCCUGGAGUUGUGCGAUCCGACCUCGGGAACAUUUCGGAGAGUAACAAUAAUAUUGUCAAGAAUAUUGAUCAUAAAGAGGAGGAAUCUCCGGGUUUUGAGGAUAAGGAAACUGAAGCUGUCGUGAGUCCAAAUACUCUGAAGAAGAAUGAUGAGAGUUCGAAAUUGGUUUAUGCAGAAACUGCUUCUGCUGUUGAAGAGUUAAAAACACGAAAAGAUGAGGUUUGUAAGGUGAAAGCCAAACCAAGGAUGAAUGUUGACUUGAGUGGCUUGGAAUUAUUGUCUAAUAGCAUAGAACAGCUCGAACAUUUGAAGCCUGAAUCUACAAAUGGUAUUCCCGAAGUAGAAAGGUCGCCUUCAAAGGUAAAAUCAAUAUCUCAGCAUGGCGAAAGCAAUAAUAAUAACGUUGACAGUCCACUAGGUUUGUUGUGUGCUCUCGCGGAACAGAGAUUUAUGGAAGAAUUGGGAGAUGGAAGUAGUAAAAAACCCAGCAUCGAGAAUUCGGAAGAAAUAUCACAAGCUGGUGAACUCUUGCUGAGUCUCGGUAAAAGUUCCGUCGAAAAGGAGAGACUGCAAUCCGAGAAAAGAAAGUGUUCUUCAAGCGAUACCGGAGAGUAUGAAGGGUUAAAAAGAUUGAAAACUUACGCUUCUCGGCAGGAAGAACUUUCUUUUCAAAUGAAGGAAAAAACGAAGAGGAAUAUAGACUUCUCAGUGGUAAAUGGAUCCAACCUGGAGGAUAAGCUACGUUCGCUCAAUGUAGAUUAUCCGAGUGGCGAUUUUACUGAUUCGGAGAUUGAGCAUUUCGAGAAUUAUAAGGAAACUCAUGACGGUGAGCGCAGAUCUUCUACUGAAUCGUCCGAGUUCAAUCAUCAUCAGUACACAAGUCUUGAAGCUAAACUGGAGGCAAAGAAAUUCCUCGCGAAGAAAGGACACGGGGAUAAUGAUGAUGAUUUUCCGAAUAUGGAUGCCAUGGAAUUGGAUAUGAGGGUUCGACUCGCGGAAAUUCAGAGACAGUAUAGAGAAAAACAGAAGGAAUUAUCGAGGCUUACACCGAAAAAGGAGGAUAAGAGGAGUGUCGUUAGGCCGAGGAACAAGAGUCAAUCUUCCAGCUCUGAGUGUGGAAUUUUGUCACCUUCCUUGCACAUGGACUUUGGACAUUCUCUACAAAAGUCUCCGCCGAGGUCCUUAGAUGACACCACGGCUUCCUUGACACCAGGCUUACUGUCGUUGACCAAAUUAGCACCUGUGGACUCUCCCAUAGCGGGUCUCACGACAGCAAAACUCCAAGAAGACGAAGACUAUACCUCCAGGUUGGGUUAUGAGACAACUUCGCCAGUCCCAACUUCCGCGAGUUCAAGUUCAGCUUCCAAAAAACGAAAGGUCGGUCGUCCCAAAAAGUUGAUGUGCACUUCCGGAAGUUCGAGGCACUUUACAGAGACUAUUGUUGCCAAAAAACCAAAGAACAAGAGUUCUUUGGUUGGCUAUUUGCUCAGUGCAAAGAACAGACAUUUACAGAAUAAGUUUGCUGGCAAGGCAGGAUAUACACCUCUUCCCUUCAAAGCGGGAUUUUCCUCCUCAAAAUUUUGUGGAAAAAAUCCAAAGACAGCGAAGCCUAAAGUGAAACCUGUGAAGCAUACGCCUCUUCACAAUAAGAGCGUCAUCAGCUCUAUCAUUGCCGAAAAGGCGAAACUGAUUCAGGAUUCAAAACUGGAAAAACAAGGUAGCAAAGUCAAGCCUAAGUUGAAGGCAGAAGCAAAGCUGAAGACUUGGCAGGACGAAGAAACUCCAGAUUGGAAUGGAAUUGAUGAUCUACCAGUUCCGGCCGCUCCAGAAGUUUCAAAAGAGCCCAUAACGGAAGUUGUUGAAGAAACGGAAGAGGAGAGAGAGAAGCACGAGAAAUCAAAGAAGAAGAAAAGGAAGUCAUCAAGUUCCUCAUCGCCUAGCAGACGCAAGUCUACCGACCGAGAGAAGAAAGAGAAUAAAAGACGUAAAUCAGUCGACUGUAAAGAAUGCAAGGAGUGCGUGAGGGCAGCCAAAUCCGAGAGAGUGGAAAACAUCAUAAACAAGUGUAAACUUACAUCCGCUCAUCUUGCCAUCGAUCAGCUCAGAGUGCUGACUGCAAUGGGUGGACUCUUUUAUGCCGGUCGUUUGAGUGCAGUUCAAGCGCCUGAUGUUUAUGCUAUUACUCUCGAUGGAGAAAGAGGAAACAGACCUCAUAUUCAUUCUCGAGAAGAAAUUCUGAGAGAUGCGAUUGUAGAAAUUUGUCCUGCUUCGACAAAAGAACUGCCACCGGGAACAAGGCUCUGUGCUUACUGGAGCCAGCAAUAUCGAUGUCUCUAUCCGGGAACAUCGGUUGAGCCUUCAGAGCCGGAUCCAGAAUUGGAUGAAAAAUUCGUGAGCGUCGAAUUUGAUGACGGAGAUAGUGGAAGAAUCGCUCUUGAUGAUAUAAGACUUUUGCAGCCAGAUUAUCCUGUUGUUGAGUACGACCCGAACCCUCUGUUGACAUUAGGAAAGCGUAGAAGGCAAACAUCUCUCUCUACAGAAGAAAAACGUUCUUCGACUUCUACUCAAUCCAAUUCGACUCAAUCUCCAACACUGAGUGCUGAUUCGUCUUCAACCUUGAAUUCUUCAUCUUUAUCCUCAGAAGAGAAGGUGACGGAUAAAUCGGAAAGCAAAAAUGGGGUGCUGACUGAUGAUUACUGGGAAAGGAAAAGGAUGAAGAAAAGGAGGAGGGAUAAAUUAAAAAGAUUAAAUGAGAAUCAAGAAGGUCGAAAAAAACACCACAAGAGACACAAGUGCUGUGAAGAGCAUCGCAAACACAAGCACAGAAAACAUCGAAAGCACAAACACAGGCAUAGUCAUCACAGUAGUCACAGCGAAGGAAGUCAUUUAAGUGGUGGUGAGAGCUGCUCGGGGCAGAAAUCCGAGGAAGAUUCAGCAAAAGAGAGUCCGAAAAUUGAAGAAGGCGAGGAAGAAAAGUUUAUGUGGAGAGUCGAGACAAUGGAGAAUAAAGAAGCGGCUCCGGAGCCAGUUGAGAAGGAAGUGGUAGCAGAAGUAGAAAAGGGAGAUGAAAAAUUGGAGAAACAGAAGAAGGCCGAGAAAAGGCCCAAGCCUCGUGAGAGGCAGGAAUCUGUUGAGAGUCGUAGUAAGAUGGCCGCAUUUUUGCCGGCGAGGCAACUUUGGGGUUGGUCUGGAAAAGGAUACCGGAGACCUGGAGCCAAAGGAAGAGCGAAGAAGCAAUUUUUCAAGGCUAUUCAGAGAGGAAGCGAGACUAUUCAGAUUGGAGACAGUGCUGUUUUUCUGUCGACUGGCAGGCCAGAUCGUCCCUAUAUCGGCAGAAUUGAAUCCAUGUGGGAAACUUCGAGUUCUAAUAUGAUCGUCAAGGUCAAGUGGUUCUAUCAUCCAGAAGAGACGGUUGGAUGUCCGACUAACUUGAAAUAUCCGGGCGCUUUGUUCGAGUCACCGCACAUGGAUGAAAACGAUGUGCAGACAAUUUCCCACAAAUGCGAGGUGUUGCCUCUUCCAGAUUACACGGAAAAACUUGGGAAAGAACCUCACAAUCAGAGGUACUUGACGAUUUACGACAACAACGAUAUUUAUUACUUGGCCGGAUACUAUGACCCAACGACCCAUUUGUUGACUUUACAACCUGGUGUUGUUUGAGAACAGCUUAAGCUGACGAUCAAGUUAAAAGACAUUACUUAAGAAUCGUCAGCGAAAAAUUGAAAAACAUUUGAAUUGAUGAGGAUCGCUGGUCGAAUUCGUGGUAUCAAUGCCACGGAAUUUUGUAGCUUUAGCCCUGGAUGGUUGGCGCAAAGGAUUUUUAUCGAGGGCAAUCGAAUUAUUCGAUAAGUUUGGAAUCUAAGGCAAUUGUUGAUUUUCACGAAUAACAAGAACAAAUUUACUUCUUUCAUCAGCUUUUUUGUAGCCUCAGUUUUUCUAGAGUUGUAACUAUUCUCAAUAGGCUCUUUUUAAUGGAAGAAAAAACGAAUUCGCAGUAGUUUUAAAUUGUCCUUUGUUUUUUGUUUUGUUUUUUGUUCCAUUGUCGAAUGUUUCGAUCACCCCGACGUUCUUUGUAAAAAAGAAAUUUGUUAACGAGGACAAGAUGCAAUAACUGUACCGAGUGGCAUUAACCGUUUAACGAAGAGUUUGGCCAAUGCCGAACAAAUGUAAAUAGUGUAAAUAUUUAGAGACUAGUUUUUGAGGCGCAAUUCUGCCAAUCAAAGCCCCUGGCUUUGAAAUUAUAGGUACAUAGAAGCGGUAUCAAAGGCUUUGUAUCAUUUACUCAUCCUGGCUUGUCUCAUCAGAAAUAGGACAGGAAAUUACAAAGAAAAUUCUGAACCCUUGAUCCCGAUUUUAAUGCAAGAUAUGAUCAGCUUUAUUAAUAACAGAUAAGGUGCUAUCAAAGCUUCUUUAGCCUAUGUUAUUGGUUUCCGUUGAUAUUGAGAAGUUUAAACAACAACAACAAAACACUCUGUAGUAUUAAGUUUGAAUUCACUAAGCUUUGUUUUCUUAACUUCGAACGGGUGUUUGUUCACCCAACCGUGCAAGAUGUUAGGAUUAAGAAUUUUGUAUGAAAACAUUUUUUAUAUUCUGUGGAUUCAUCCCGCGAAAAAAUGCGAAUUCUGUUGACUUUUAUGCUUCUAGACCCACCUUGAAACAACAUUUUGUUGUGCUUUUGUUUGUUUUACCCUCGAUUAAGUGGUUCCUACGAAAAGACCUUGUGAGCCUUGGGUGAUUAUAACAAGUAAACAAAAAAAAAGGUACAUUUUUAAUCUGGUCACACACCAACUAUCUUUAUAACCAUUUGAUAUACUUAUUUGAUAUUUAACUAUUUAAAGAUUUUCGAUAAACUUUCGGAAUUUUGUAUACUUUGCUGAUGUAAUUUUAGCUCUGGUAUACCCGCUUUGCCAUAAAAUUUUAUUGCUUCUUCGCGGGUCUUACCGUGUUUCUCUUUUAAUGCAAUGAUAUUGAGAAAACGAAUGAAAGGAUACGUGAUUUGCGUAAAGAUCAAAAUUGAUAAUUUUACUGAUUGCUUUCAAGGAAAAAGUAACUCUGAUCGAAGAAAAAUGGAAUUAGAUUUUAGUUUUGAUUUAGAAGAGAGAAUGAUUUUCUUGUGACCUUUUUCCUUGUGGUAUUCAAGUGGCAUCUGAGAAGGCUGCGCCUAAUUUUAAAGACAAGGUCUAGUACGAUUUUAGUACAAACUGGAAACACAAUAAUAUUGAGGAUUCGCGAUUUUUCUCGUAAAGUACUAGAAAAAUGGCGAAUUUGAGUGGAUUUUGUAAUGAGAGAGAGAGAGAGAGAGAGAGAGACCGCAUCGAAUGAGAAAUGGAGUGUUGUGUGCAAUGAAAAUUUAACAUGAACGAGAGGAGUACUUAGUGGUACUUAUUUAAGUAGAGCAAGACAUGUAAUUUCUUCUGUAUAUACACGUUUACACAGUUCUCGAAUACACGAUUCUGUAAUUCUAACGUGCGAAAUGAGAAAUGUGUAAGAAUAGUGUUGGAAAAAUCUCUUGUUGAAAAAUUCUUCUUGAUUAAAAAUGAUUGGAAAGAUUUUUCUCAUUCGUACGUGCGAAGUAUAUAUAGCGAUUUUAUUUAAAAUCCAUAAGUAAGAUUCAAUCAUUACAAGAUAGUUAUAAAGAUUAUAAUACAUAUACAUAUAUAUGAUAUAUAAAUAGUAUUUUUCCAUUGGAGGAAUCGAGUGGUAGUUUUUGGAAAGCGAAUGAUGCAACAGUUUGUUGAGAAAACGCGCGUCCACGAGCCAUUUUUUAAAGUUGCGAGUUCGUCCAGGGUGUGCUUCUUAAAUGUCCCCUUUUUUCUUGUGUAAAUAUCUAAAUUUGUCUCUUGAAAAAUUAUUUUCUGACUAGUAUUACCUCGCCUCCCCCUCACACCUGCAAUUGGCUUUAAAACAAGUGUCAAGACCGGCGAAAUUUGGCCUUAACUUUGGAAUUAAUUUAUCGUGAAUUUAGAAAUGGUCUACGAUCCUUGUUCAGCCUCGUGUUUCGAUAAUAAUACAGGGUGUCUUUUGAGUAAAUUAGAAAAAUGUCUUACUAGUCUAGUUUCAAGAUGAGUGUAAUUUUCUUUGAACAAAAAAAAAAAAAGAGUCACAAAUGCGUGUAAGGAAUGGAUAAAGUGCGAGCGACAUUCUUUUUUUUUCUAGUCUCAUUAUUAGAAAUUUAUUACAUUUAUUUCAGAAAAUAUAUUUUAUUUUUAAACGUUAAGCGGAAAUUAAGGUUUAAGGAAUAUGACUUGAAUUGGUUGGCGUAAGAAAUUUUUUUGUUUGUAGUUAUUUUCAAGUUUAUGUAUAAGCUCUUUAUUAUUAUUUUCUUUUUUUUUCAGUGUUUACGCCAUAAGUUGCAAGUUACGUUCUUUUUACUUUUCAGUAUUGAUUCGCUCGCAGCCAUUCUUUGCACGAAAAAAAAUUUAAAGAGGGAGAUAUAAAUAUUUAGUCUUAAUUCAAGACACUUACUUACAAAUGCUGUUUAAAAUAUGAGGGAAAGUCGAGUGAGAAGAGAGGAUGGGAAAAAGAUUCAAUUGUAGAGAAUCGAAAAUGUUAUUUUUUCAUAUAUUCGAUAUUGAUCUAUUUUAUUAAUCGCUCUCGACUGAUUCGAGGUCGACCUUUUAUGACAAAUGCCAAUGAAUCACGAGGAUCGAAAGAACAACUUGUCGAAUAUUAAAUUCAAAAUGUUUGAAAAAUAAGAGAAAAAAGAGGGGAGGUUGAAGGAAAAUGAGAGAUGAAUUAGAAUAGUGUUUUUUUCUUUUUUUUUUUUAAAUAUUUUCCUACAUGAAUAUUUAGGGCGCGUGUCAUAUGAAUUACUUGGAGUAAAAGUGAAACUAAUUUUGGACAGAAAAAUAGAUUGUAUUUUACGAGAAAAAAAGAAACAAACAAAACUCACGAUUUGCCAUAAUGCAGGGGCGAAAUAAUUAAUUGGAAUUUAGCCAAUUAAUACUUGGAAGUACAAAUUGUUGUAAACUGUAAGGAAAACAAUGCUGAAAAUGUUUGAAAUUGAAAUUAAGUUUUGAGAAAAAUAAUAUUGGACGUUAGAUCUUUUCAAUUCAUUAAAUCGCUUUCCCUGCUUUAUGGUAUUCAUCCGGAAAGCAUGCAGAGGCGAAAGUAAUUGGAUACUGUUCUUACUGAUGAAUAAAAUUGGGAGGGAAAAAAGAGAUGGAAAAAAGAUCGUUAGUGAUUGGCCGAGUGUAAAUUUGUGAUAGGCAUUCUGCCAGGAAAUGAAUUUUGAAUCGAUCGAAGAUUCGAGUACGAGAGGCUGAUAAUGUUUCGAAUAAGGCUUUUAGAUGCAUCAGUCAAGCGUAGUAGAAUAGCUUUACAAUCGCAUAUAUCUACUGUCUUAAUGUUAAUGGUUGAUUAAAGAGUAAUUAGUUUACAGAUAAAAAUUGAUAAAUACGAUCUAACGACAUUUGUCAGUUGCAGACUAACACGCACACUUGCACACAGGAAAAAAUUUGCGAUGAGAGAGAGAGAGAGAAGAACCGAAAUAAAGAGUAUGAGAAAAGGCGAGUGAGUGAGUAGAGAAAGAGAGAGACAAGAUUGAGUUUGAGAGAUUUAAUCGUAGACGCAACCAGGAAUAAACAACUUUACGAGACGCAGGCGUACACAAGAUUACACUUGUUUAUUUCUGUCAUCUAAAUACUUGGUCAACAAUAAAAUGCAUAUUAGAUAUUA
Messenger RNA from Belonocnema kinseyi, 12043 nucleotides. RefSeq lists its product as uncharacterized. The record is from RefSeq and is a predicted model, not a curated record. The transcript has 23 exons. Bases 950 to 8026 code for a protein of 2358 amino acids. Gene Ontology annotation, molecular function: chromatin binding. Lineage: Eukaryota; Metazoa; Arthropoda; Insecta; Hymenoptera; Cynipidae.